GUCUAAAGUCACGAGUUUUUGUUUUUGUGAUUCAUUUAAUCAUUGUUCAACAUCAAAGGGGAAGGGUUAACAAUGUGGUUUCCAGUCGUGUUUAUCCUUUCAGUUUUAUUUUGUUUUGGAACUUGUCAAUUUCCACCGUUUAAUGAAACGUGUAUUUACAAUGCAUAUCCUCCAAAUAAGACUCAUGCAGUUUCAUGGUAUACCAUAAACUUAGACUUACCAGCAAAGCAAAGAUGGACUCAAGUUGGUCAAGAUAAAAAAGUGGAGAUCAAGAAGCUUGUGGACACAUUUGUUGACUUUGCCAAAGCAUGGAGUGAGAAUGCCACUGGAAAAGUCAUUAAUUAUCUAAUCAAAGAAGGGAGUAAAUUAGAUGAUACACUACCACAACCUUAUGCUGAUGAGAUGAGAGGUUUGGCAGAUGCUACAGGGAUACCACUAGGAGAAAUUGUGCUGUACAACAUAUUUUAUGAAUUGUUUUCUGUGUGUACAUCCAUUGUGGCAGAGGACCCAUCUGGAAAACUAUUCCAUGCAAGAAAUCUUGACUUUGGGCUGUUCCUGGGUUGGGACACCAGAACAAAAACUUGGGAAAUAACAGAUACCCUGCGACCUACGAUCGUCAAUCUGGACUUCCAAAGAGGAGGAAAAACUGUCUUCAAGUCUGUUAACUUUGCAGGAUACAUUGGAAUCCUUACAGCCAUCAAGCCAGGAAUUUUUACAUUGACUAUGAAUGAGAGAUUUGGUCUGGAUGGUGGAUAUAUUGGAGUCAUUGAAUGGAUUCUGGGAAUCAGAACAGGGAAAUGGAUGGGAUUUUUGACCAGAGAGACAAUGCUAAAUGCUGGUUCUUACCAGGAGGCAGUAGGCAUGCUGUCUAAGACAGAGAUGCUGGCCCCAGCCUACUUCAUAGUGGGAGGCAACAAGUCGGGAGAGGGCUGUGUAAUCACCAGAUCUCGUGAGGCAGCCAUUGAUGUAUGGGAGAUGAAGAAAGCCAAUGGUUGGUACAUUCUGGAGACAAAUUAUGACCACUGGGAAAACCCCCUUUUCUUAGAUGACCGGCGUACUCCAGCCCACAGAUGUAUGCAGAAAACUACAUCACAGAAUGUGUCAAUCAAAGGAUUAUUCAAUGUAUUGUCUUCAAAGCCUGUUUUGAAUAAGUUAACUACUUACUCAGCUGUGAUGCAAGUCAAUUCUGGUCACCUGGAGAGCUGGCUCCAGUAUUGUCCUGAUCCUUGUCAGCCAUUUUAGUCUAGGACAACAAGCAGACGACAAAACAUUCCAUAGCUAUGUGACUGUGAUAAAGAUAAUACUCACAAUGCAAUACUUAUAUAGUUUUUUUUUUUUAAUUUGUACUCUUCAAAUCAUAAGCUGAAUUUGUUUGAAGUCAUCAUAAUAUUUAUUCUCAUGUCAGAUAUUUAUUUAUCCAAUAUU
Messenger RNA from Saccostrea cuccullata (small rock oyster), 1425 nucleotides. RefSeq names its product acid ceramidase-like. The transcript is spliced from 13 exons. Gene Ontology annotation, biological process: fatty acid metabolic process. Bases 73 to 1242 code for a protein of 389 amino acids. NCBI's taxonomy places the organism in Eukaryota, Metazoa, Mollusca, Bivalvia, Ostreida, Ostreidae. Gene Ontology annotation, molecular function: N-acylsphingosine amidohydrolase activity; fatty acid amide hydrolase activity. Gene Ontology annotation, cellular component: lysosome. The record is from RefSeq and is a predicted model, not a curated record.